UUAUCAAACAACAGCUUUUCCCAUAUUCCUGCAGCGUUAUUCCAGAAGUACAAGAACAUAACAAAGCUGUAGGUAGAAAUGUUAUAAAGAGAGUGUGUCAGAACUAUUUGAACCGCGUGAAAGCCCAGCAAUUGACAAGUUAACGGAUCUGAUUCUGGUCUUAUUUAUUUGAUCUUAUUUAGCCAAAACGGGUAUAUGCCGCUGAAUAGGAUAUCGUUCUUAUGGUUUUCUACAGGGUAUAUAAUUUGAUCACUAUAUAUUCAGUCUUGAACAGGGUUUUAAUUGCGUAAUGUAGCAGUUGUUCGGAAGAGAAGUCACCAAUGGUGCGUUUCGUGACCCCAAACAAUGCUAAAACAAUUGGAGGAAUGACAUGCCAUUGUUUCCUGCGACCAAUUAGGAGAGACCUUAAGAGAAGCCCCUACACUACCCUUUCAAUAUUUGAUCAGAAGCUUUAAAAAAGUGUGAAGGUUGGCGGUGAAUCCAAUAGACCCGCACCGUACUAAACCUCUUAUUUCAGUGGUCCCCUUUAAUCUGCACUUCCAUUGUUUUCAGGGAUAGGGGCAUUGCUAUGUGACAAUCCCUAUUGUUUUCCCAGCUAAUCAAAAACAAUCUUUCAAAUAGGUGGGGGAUCGCCCGGUGAAUCAGGUUCGUCAAGUCAGGUCUCUUGGUUUAAAAAACAGGGUAGCGUUCACAGGCGUAUUUCGGAAAAGAACAACUUGGAACUACAUGCCGUGAGAAGCAUAUAGAAGGGGGGUAUAUGCUUCUCACUCUAGAAAUAUUGGUCAUCGCACGGUAAAAUACGUAAAUGGGGUGGAAAUAAUAGUUAAGGCAAAUGUUACAUCCAAACGCUCCAAAAAUUUGCGGUCGAAGAGAUUUGAGACAAAUUUAUGGGUUUUCGUACGCCAAAAUUACGAUCACUCGAUCGCGACCCUGCAAUACAAAGUUUUUCAUAACCGUUUGUGUUUGUGAGACUAAUUCUUAAUGUAACCUCUUUGUAUAACAGAAUAUUAGAUGACAAUUUGCUACACAACCUUACAUCAGAGUGGUCGUUGGCAGACUUUCCAUCGCUUGAAUACCUGUAAGUAUCUAAUCAGAAACAAGAUGCUACCAAAGUGUAUACUUCGGCUCUAUGAUCAGAGACUUAGUUCGUUCAUUCAGUGAAAAAUGUAUAAGAAUGCGCCAUUAAACGGAAGAUUGUUCACGGUACAUUCAAUAUUCAGCCAUUACACAGAAAGAUUCGGAAAAAAUUGAAUUUACGAGCAUUUGUAUAUGAACUCUUAAAUAGUGUAUUCAUUUACAUGUACAACCAAUAAUUACUUUCUUAGGGCCGGUCUUACAUAAUAGGUGGGGUGACCCACCACAUGUUACCUCAUCUAUCUGGGGUCCCCCACUUCAAUGUAAACAGGCCCUUAAUAACAACAUUGCAUCAAUCUUAUAUGAUUUAUUUCUUACCUAAUUAAGGCACGUUUAUUACAGAAAUUAAAACAAAGAGUAAAAGAAUUAAGAUUACAAGAUUGCACGGAUUGCUAUAUAAGUUGUGAGAGUGGGGGAAGGAGACUAGGAAGUAAAAGGCUUCUAAAGUUCAGAAAGAACCCCUCUGGAUAUGAUUUUACUGGGGUGAAAUAAAAUGGAAACUAAAAGGUUAUAGAAACACAAGGAUUUGGCUGGAAAAGAAAGUUGAAAAUGAUGCAGACUAUGAAUUAAGGUGGCAAGAAUUUGAGAAAGAUAUUGGGAGAGAAUUUUGAAUGUUUGGUUGUCGCUGUACUUUUAGUAGCCCAAGUCGAAGACAACUCACAACACGAAGCCCACGAAAGAACUCAAGUUGCUCAAUACGCCCUCCCCCUUUAAGAUAGUCUACUGCAGGUUUUUGACAAGGUGACACAAAGCAAAGAAAACGCAGCUGCAAUAUUUCAUCAUUGGUUGCAUUCAAGAGAAAUAUGGAGGCCAUAUUCAAAACACUAAUGGCUUUUAAGGAAUUUAUUUGAUAUCAAUUCUAAGGUUUUACCAUGCAGGUCCAUCCAAAGGAACUCAAUAAGAUCAGUGGAAAGCAAUUUUUUCAGAGGACUCAAUCGACUGAAAUAUUUGUGAGUGUUUUAUUUAAUUUUGUCGUAAGUAUUUAGUUAAUCAACUGAUGACACUUUUUUUCACAGAGGCCUGAAAGUCGCUUUCCUGGCAAUUAUAGCUUGAAUUUUUCAGUAACUGAUCGAUAUUAGGCGCUUAUAAUGUUUGAAAGAGGAGAAAACGGUGACUGUUAUCAUGUGUAACUUGGUAGUAUUAAAACAGGUAUCCCUUCACUUUUUUCAACUUCCAUGCCUUGUGGAAGGCAUGAGACCCCCCCCAAAAAUGACAGCUUUAAGAUUACACCAAAGACGGGCAUUUUCUCAAAGGGGCUGUCUCACGGCUGUCUAUUUCAUUUUGUCUUCUUGGUUUGCAACCACGUGACAAGGCGGCCAUGUUGGGGGCCAAUACAACAAAAAUUGUUUCUCCAAGAAUUUACAUAAAAAUAUAUUUUAUUUUCCGGGGGAGAGAAAUGCUUUUGUUCUUAACCACCACCAUGGCCGCCCUGACGUCACCUGCAAACAAGCAAUUGCCAAUUACACGUCAUUUUUCGCAGUGCGACUUGACGCUAGCGAAGAAAUUACUAGCAAAUGACAAAAUCUUUGCUUCACUGAGUCAAAAAAAGAUAAACGUGACAAACAGCAAACAUGAACUUUAAGAAACAUUUAAGCUCACGCUGACAUGCAAGUGUUCACCACAAUUGAAAUUAAAAGAGAUAUUGAAGUUUUAAUCUUUUUCAAAUUUUCCCAAGCGUGCCUUAUUUUGUAAUGCUGUGCUGUUUAUUGCCUCUUAUUCCUACUAAUGUUUUGAGCGAUUAUUGUUGUGCUUCACUCAGUGUGGUGGCCGCUCUCGAUGUUUGAAUUUCGAUAAAUCUCGUGACACAUCUCCUUUAGUUAUAUACCGUAAAAAUUCCGAAAAUAGGCCCCGGGGCUUAUAUUUUUCAAAGGUCCUUUUUAAGGGGCUUAUUUUUGGAGGGGCUUAUAUUCGGAGGGGCUUAUGUACGGAGGGAAAUUUGCGUUUCAAAAUCGAUUGCGCUAGCCUAUAGUUGGAAGGAAAUUUACCGUUUUUGCUUUGUUUUACGGUGUAUUUGAGGGCAAUUUCCAAGUACAAGCCCCCCAGGGGCCUUAUAUUCGGAGGGGCGAUUUAACAGAGGGUUUUUUGCGUUACGAAUUUGGGGGGCUUAUAUUUGGAAGGGCUUAUACAAGGAGGGGCUUAUUUUCGGAAUUUUACGGUAUAUAAGAAAAUAUAUGCUAUUUUUUUUUUCUAGGAAUCUUGGUCUCAACGACAUAGAAAGAUGGUCUGGUAACCAGUCCCUUAACACGCCUAAUCUUGAACUCUUGGACAUCACAGCAACAAUCAGCUGGGAGCCAGAUGAAAAUAUCCUGGCUCUUCCGAAACUUAAAGAACUUAAAGGAGUUACAUGGUGCAAAUUUUGUCCAAAUUGUACAGUCAUAAAUCCGCGAAAUCUUGUUGAUGAGUCAGAGCGCAAACGAAAGGCUGAACAAUGCCUUGAACAAUUUGACCAAAUGAAGUUCCUCGAAUUUGGAAAGAAGGAUCCGAAAAGGUUUAUAAAGCAUCGGUUUUUACCAGAAUGCAUGUGCGUGAGGCAAUCGGAAUGUGAAUUUCGACACGUUGUGAUGCCAUAUUUCAAGAAGCGAACCUCCUUACCACAAAAGCUUUUCUACUUGGAGUACUUUCUUAGUCCCUUCACCAUCCUUCUGAACAUAAUUGUUAUCCUGAUAGUGCUGUCAUCCCGUUCCCUGCGUAACACGCCGUCAUUUAUCUUAAUCUGUCAUACGGGAAUUAUCGACUUGCUGAUCGGUAUUUACGCAAUCUGGGUGGCGUACACGAACAUCUCUAACAUCGACGGUAUUUUAGAAGAAAUAAUGUGGACUGGAAAAGAGGUGCAACCUUCCACAGGACCCAUCUUCAUCUCAGGGCAGCUUAUCUCGGUGUCUAUUGCACUGCUUCUUACACUCGAAAGAUACCUCGCUGUUGUUUACUGUAUAGCUCCUUCUAAGCGCAUGACCGCUAAGGGCGCUCACAUCUCUUUGUCAUUUGCCUGGGGCAUAGCAAUAACGUUUGCGAUCUUGCCCAUAUUUGGUGUUGGAGGUCUACAUUACAACAUCAAACGGGCUUGCACUCCUUUGAGUUAUGACGAACAGUUUGAUUCCGGUUCCUCCCUGAUUCUAGUGACUUCUCUCACUGUCAUACUGCUCUUGUACUCGGUAACUCUUCCCUUGUACAUCCUACUUUUCCGGUUUGUGAAAAAGAGCAGUAACCAGGUCGGUGUCAAGCGAGAGCUGUCGCUUGCAAAAAAGAUUGCCGUUUUGGUUUUCACAAACUUCAUUUUCUUUGCCAUUCCAAUACUCCUGAUCCUUGUGGUUUCAAUUUUUGCCAAUCUCGACAACAACCCCUUCGAUUUUGACGGCGAUGCUUUUAAAAGCACUGUUUUCAAGAUUGCCAUUGGCCAGUGGUUGCCGGUCACGUGUCUGAACAUCAACUCCCUAUCGGAUCCUUUCCUGUAUGCUUUCAGACAUGCGCAUUUCAAGCGGGAGAUCAGACGCAAACUUAACCGUCUCUGGUCCAGCUCGGUCUUUCCUUCUCUGGCCCCCAUGGUUAUGUUCAAUUCCUUUGGAGAUACCAUAGCAGAUGCAGCUGACGCACAAACAAGAAAAACGGUAGGAAUUGAAUUCCAGACACAAUGUAACAAGACCAACGAAAACACGCUUAACUCAAGCAACGAAGAAUUGGAGUUCAAUAAAAUAGAAAAGUAA
Porites lobata is the source of this 4835-nucleotide messenger RNA. The record is from the annotation of a GenBank genome assembly. NCBI's taxonomy places the organism in Eukaryota, Metazoa, Cnidaria, Anthozoa, Scleractinia, Poritidae.